AUGGAAGAAAAUUCCUACUUUGAUGAGGUAGAGAAGCUGCUGGAAAAUAAAAGUAAGAUUAAGGAGGAGGAACAAAAUGGAGUUGCACAAAAUAAUGGCAGGAAAAAAAAGGAAUUAAAAAAAAGGGCAGCGAAUGGAGAGUCGGCGGACAAGCCCGGUGACAAGGAUACAGUGGAGAAGGACCAAAAGGAAAAAUAUGGAAAUGGUGGAGAUCAUAACGAGGACGAAAAUAAUGACGAGUACAGCACGCGAGAUGACGAAUUCGUUUUGAAAAAAAAUUCCCAUAAGAAGGAGUUAAAUGGGGGAAGGAGAAGCGGGAAAGGAGGGAAAAGUGACCUGCCGGGUGGAAAACAUAAAUCCAGGCAGAAGAGGAGGGGAAGCAAAGGUGGAAGGAGUAGUGGGGAGGAGAGCACAGGUGGAAGCGAUGUUACAAGUGAAGGUGGCAGCGAAGGAGAAAGCGGAGAUGAGGCCCCGAAUGGUCGUGCGUAUGUUGGCGGGCGUGGCAGUGCUCGCGGCAGUGGGGACAGGCGGAACGAGACUAAGGCGAAGAAGAAUUGCUCUAGGGAAGCAGAUCGGGCCAGCGGUAACGAUAGGAAGAAAAAAAACAGAGUGAAAGACGCACCAAGUGAUAGCAGUGUGGAAAAACGCAAAACGUUUUCAUCGGAGGAGUCGAGUAGUGAGCACAAAGGAAGAAGGAAGAGACAUAAAGGUAGGGAUAGCCCGGCCAAGUCGCGCAGGGAAGUGUCCCAGGCGAAGUCUGGCGAAAGUGGUGACGAGGUUGAAUUGGAAGGAAAGGAGCGAAGUAAAAAAAAGAGUGCCGUGGCGAGAGGAAGAAGGAGAAAAGGUCACGAGAAAAAGGACCAGAAAAAAAGGGCUAGGCAAAGUGACUCAGAGAACGAAGCAGAAACUGACGGAGAGGAGACGAAUGGCGAAGACGCUAACAGUGAUGCGGAGAAUGGUGGCGAAGCGAACAGUGACGAAGCGAACAGUGGUGAAGCGAACAGUGACGAAGCGAACAGUGACGAAAUAAACAGCGACGAUGGUAGCGAGGGUGGAAGUGACGCCGCAAGGAGGAAGCGGAGGGGCAAAGUGAAAAGUGCUGCCAAGCGAAGUGACCUCAGGGGACGCAAAAGAAAGGCGAAAUCAGAGUCGGAGGAGGAGUCAAAUUUGUCCACAGAUUCGGAUCGUGGCGAAAAAGGAAGAAGAGGGAGAGGAAGGAGAAGCGGAAGGGGAAGCGGAGGAGGAAGCGGAGGAGGGGUUGUAAAGUCGGACCAGGAGGAAGAAGGCAACAGAGAAAUUGGCGAAAGUCGAGGCGAUCGAGAGAAGCAAAGGAGGAGACGUAGGAGGAGUCCCAGUAGUGAACGGGCUUCUGCUAGUAAAAAGAAAGGUUCCUAUCGAGAUGACAGCAAUGAUGAGGGUGACGACGCGGAUGAGGUUGGCGAGACGGAUGCGGGAGGCGAGACGGAUGCGGGAGGCGAGACGGAUGAGGGUGGUGACGAAUCCGAUGGGGAGCACUCCGGAGACCUAAAGGCAGAUGAAAGAGAUAUAUACGAGUUUUUCUCAGAGGUAGCUGGAAAGGUAAGGGAUAUUCAGUGUAUAAAAGAUCAGAGAUCAGGCAAAUCUAAAGGAGUAGCUUAUGUAGAAUUUUAUACCCAAGAAGCAGUGGUGAAAGCUUUAUCGGCUAAUGGCUAUAUGUUGAAAAAUAGGCCAAUAAAAAUACAGUCUUCCCAAGCGGAAAAAAACCGAGCUGCGAAAGCUGCAAAACAUCAGCCUAUUGACCCAAAUGAUAUUCCUAUAAAAUUAUACAUUGGUGGGUUGGUAGGUCCGCUAGGAAAUAUCUCGGAACAGGAGUUAAAGCAGCUGUUUAAUCCUUUUGGAGAAAUACUUGAAGUGGAAAUUCAUCGAGAUCCUUACACAGGGAAGUGCAAAGGGUUUGGGUUUAUUCAGUUUUUUAGAGCAUCCGAGGCCAUUGAAGCUAUGGGUGUUUUAAAUGGGAUGGAAAUAGCAGGUCGAGAAUUAAAAGUUAGCUUCGCUCAGGAUUCGAAAUAUAUCCUUGCAUCGGAGAAGGAGGCAAAGGACAAGCUGAUCGCACAGCUGCUAGCGAAGAAGGCGAAGGCUGAAGAAAAGGUCGAAGAGCCAGACAAUGAGAAAAUUGACAACGAUGAUGAUGACGGAGGUGGGCUCAUUGCCGGGGCCGGAAGUAAAAUUGCCCUCAUGCAGAAGUUGCAGCGGGACCCCAUCCUUGACUCGGGGAUAUCGAGCCAGUUCGCCACCGGCGCCAACACAAUAAUGCAGACAGCGCCACUCGCGACUGCCCAGCCCAACACCCUCAACAACAUCACUCCCAACCUGGUGCUUUGCAACAUGUUCUCUCCCAAUGACGAAAGCAUCGGUUCGGACCCAGACUUUUUCACGGACAUAAUUGAAGACGUUAAGGAGGAGUGCAGCAAGUACGGAAGUGUCACCAAGAUAUGGCUAGAUACAAAAAACAUCGAUGGAAAAAUUUAUAUCAAGUAUGCUAACAACGAUGAGUCUUUGAAGGCAUUUCAGUUUUUGAAUGGGAGAUACUUUGGAGGUUCCCUCAUAAAUGCUUAUUUUUUGACGACGGAGAUGUGGGACUCGAUAUGUGCCUAG
Messenger RNA from Plasmodium cynomolgi strain B, 2634 nucleotides. Its product is annotated as splicing factor. Gene Ontology annotation, cellular component: nucleus. The transcript has 3 exons. Lineage: Eukaryota; Apicomplexa; Aconoidasida; Haemosporida; Plasmodiidae. Gene Ontology annotation, biological process: mRNA processing. The record is from RefSeq and is a predicted model, not a curated record. Gene Ontology annotation, molecular function: RNA binding. Bases 1 to 2634 code for a protein of 877 amino acids.